AUGCGAGCAGCCUGCCUUUGUCGAGCCAGCUGUUCGAAGCUUGGUCGCUCACCUCGAGGACAGCCGAUCGUUCGUCCAACGUUGGAAACGUCGCAACGGCGUCUUUUUACAGCCUAUGCUCCAAGACUAUUAGCGGAUGUGUCGCCAAGCGUCUCUACAAGCCAGACACAUCACAUUUUUCAGGCCGAUGCCGGACUCCAGGCCAAACACACCAGCCUUUUAGAUGAAUCCUCGGAUCUUUCGUCAAACCUCAGCAAACUAGAAUCAAAUCAUUCCACCGUCGAUGAAAGCAAAGGCAAACACAAGUCUCACAAAAGGCCACUGCAAAACGAUUUAAAGAAACCAACAAAUGGUGGCCACGCAUCCCGGUUUCGGAACGCAGGCUCACAAUCAAGAUCGUCCAGUCGACAGAAGCAGAGCCGAUUAAAAUCCCGUAGAGCAAGGGUUGGCAGAACGCAAAGGGACAGCAUUCGACCAGAAACGUAUGUACAAUGGGGCUUUAUCCGACAUCAACACUCGGGCAAUGAACUGCUAGCCGCGCGGAAGGCGUUUCGAUUGUGGAAAGUGAAGGUGAGGCACUUGCUUCAAAAGUCUGAGCCCGACUGGCCUUGGAAGCAGGACGCCCAGUGGCUAGUGGAGUAUAACACUGUUGCAGGCAUGCGCUCGGCCUGGCAGGAACUGGACAUCCAAGCUCGAAAACAGCAGUGGCCGCGAAUCAUGCUCUCGACGAUGCGUCUUUACCCUGCGAAGGCAGGCAUGGUUCUUGAGGCCACACUAGACCCAUGGCCACCCGGGUAUGCGAUUCACGACGUGUUGCUCUUCAUAGUUCAACGUCUUGAUCCGGCCAAAGCGAAGAAUAUUCGCCAGAGAACACUGGAAGCUGAAGAAGCGGCGGAUUUGCUGCACAAAGUGAUGACGGACAGCCCCAAACAGCAUGUACCGCUCAGUCAAAGGCUUUUCGGGUUAUUUGCGAAGAAGUUACCCAGUGAACAGGUAUUCGAGUUGUUUUCCUUGCUUCGGCGGUCAGGGUUCAAGCUUCAUGCAAAUACCUUGAUACACUUUGCCAGCACAUUGGCGAAACACCCAGCCCAUAAGGAACAUGCUUUUGAAAUACUAAAGGCGUUAUCAGAGAGCGGAGCCGAUCUGAACGAAGCCCGGCCAUCGAGUGUUAUCACUUCGUUGCUUCACUGUCAAGUUCCAGAGGGAGCAGAAUCAACCCAAGGCAACAGCUUCUCUCACAAAGAUGCGCUUCAAUAUUUUAUAGAACGAGGCUUUACAUUGAACCUGCUCAGCGCCACAGCGUUUCUUGACACCCUCACCCAGCAAGGGGAAAUCGACGAGGCGAUACGGCUCGCUUUGCUCUUCUCUGAAUCCGGCAUUCGACUGGACAGGAAGGCAUGGGCUACGCUGUUCAGAGGAGCAAAAACCAGUCGCAAGGUUGAGACAGUUGCCAAAGCGCUAGACGUAGCCAAGGUGGCUGAUGUUCCAUUCGUGGAGGUGCUGAACAAUGCUCUACAUAGCGUCUUCCACUUUGCCGAGAUGGAAGGGAGGGAGAGGAGGCGCGAAGUUCCUUCUGGCCCGGCGCUUUUUGCAACUCUUUUGCGCAUCUUUGCCAAAAAGUUCGAUAUGGAACCGCUUCAGUGGUGGUUGCCAGAUUCUCUGCCACUACUUUUGGCGCAAGGUACUGGCAACCAGAGUCUCGUACCUAACGACUCGUCACAGACAAGAUGGCAGUUUGACGUCACCAUUGUUCCUUUUGUUGAUCAGCUGUUUUCUUCCGGCGGCGACACGAAGCUGAAACCAAACUUGACGACAAUUGCAAUCAUGAUGCGAGCCUAUAUCAGAAGCCUAAGAGGGCCAUAUGAUCUGAUGGCAUAUUAUCAGUUCUUCAAAUCCAGAUUAGAAGAGCAGGGCAAGAAUGCGUCUCUUCCGUCAGCAUCCCGACUUAUUCAAAACCAAGGCACUCUCAUUCACGACACCAUCAUCUUCGCCAUGACUGAGCACAAGGAGCUUUCGCGGCCCGCGCUCCAGGUCUUUGGUGACAUGCUUAAGGACCACCAUUACUCGAAUAACGGAGAUGUGGCGAAAGCUCACGUAGGAAAAGAUGGGCUAGUUGCGAGUCGGCCAAUCCACCCAGCACCGACGGUGUUGACAUUUUCAAUCCUGCUGCGGGGUUUGUUGAAGAAUCAUGAUAAAAUGUUAGCACGACAAGUCAUUCAAGUUAUGCGAGAGCACGGCAUCGGACCCAAUCGAGUGACGUGGAACACACUGACAAGUGGCUAUGCCACCAUGCAAGAUGUUCCCAAGACGGUCAGCACGUUGCAGGACAUGGAGGCAGCAGGGUUCAAACCCGAUGUCUAUACAUUCAAAGCGUUUGCGCGGUUGAAAAAUCAAGAGAAGGCGCUCCAGAUGAUGGAGCAGGUGAUUGAUACGAAUAGACAGAAGAUGGUGGAGGAGGAACUCCAUGACUAA
This is a messenger RNA of Pochonia chlamydosporia 170, 2472 nucleotides long. Its product is annotated as Pentatricopeptide repeat protein. The transcript has a single exon. Gene Ontology annotation, molecular function: protein binding. The record is from RefSeq and is a predicted model, not a curated record. Lineage: Eukaryota; Fungi; Ascomycota; Sordariomycetes; Hypocreales; Clavicipitaceae. Bases 1 to 2472 code for a protein of 823 amino acids.